CGAGAGAUUGCUGCUGCUGAAAACCCUCUCCACUCCUGUUCUGGGCUGUUGCUGUUCAGCCACUUGCCUUUGUCUCUCACUUCAUCCUCUGCCUUCCAGAACUGCAACGAGCGGUUCCAGUACAAGUACCAGCUGCGCUCUCACAUGAGUAUCCACAUCGGACACAAGCAGUUUAUGUGCCAGUGGUGUGGAAAGGACUUCAACAUGAAACAGUAUUUCGAUGAGCACAUGAAAACACACACAGGUGAGAAGCCCUACAUCUGCGAGAUCUGUGGCAAGAGCUUCACCAGCCGCCCCAACAUGAAGCGCCACCGCCGGACCCACACGGGAGAAAAGCCCUACCCCUGUGACGUGUGCGGCCAGCGUUUCCGCUUCUCCAACAUGCUCAAGGCCCACAAGGAGAAGUGCUUCCGGGUCAGCAACCCGCUGGCUUCGGACACCAUCAACCCCGCCAACAACGGCGGUGGCCUCUCCGCUCCCCAGGGUGCCCCUUCACCUCACUCACUCACUUUGCCGCUGCUCCACCCCGUGCCCCCUCCUCCGCACCUACCGCCACCGCCUCCCCUGUUCCCAGCCGGGCGGGUCAAUUCGAACAACUAGGCCAGCGUGCGCACGGACUGCUCUGCCACGCAGGGAGUGCCCAGCAGGCUGCUCGUCCACGUGACGCGGGGAGAAGGAGAGAGGCGGUUCAUUCUCUCUCUUUCAAUUUUUUACCCCCCUUGGUUUUAUGAUGAGCCUGUCAGCCUUCCGUCAAAAGGACAGGGGCUCUGGGCCACAGCAAGCUCCCCUGCAGCUUUGCGUGCCGGCGUUCAAUCAGGGUGUAGACAAACGGCUCUUCCUUCCCUCCUCCUUCCAUGGCUUUAGCGUUUCCCAAGCCCUGGUCAGAGUCCUCCUCCCGCCUCACCAGGCAUUGUUGCUGAGCUGGUUUAC
Chelonoidis abingdonii (Abingdon island giant tortoise) is the source of this 930-nucleotide messenger RNA. The record is from RefSeq and is a predicted model, not a curated record. NCBI's taxonomy places the organism in Eukaryota, Metazoa, Chordata, Testudines, Testudinidae.